AUGUCACGUUCACGAUUAUCUAGUAGUGGUGGUGAAAAAAGUAAAAGCCAUACAAGUACAAAAAAUAAUAAAAAAAGUACUAUAAUUGAAAGCUGUAAUUUUAAUAAUCAUGAACAAUAUGAUUUAUUAACAAAUGUUUUUUUUAAAACACAAAAUAUUUUUGUUGGAAAAGAACAUGAUGGUUUCAAAGAUAAUAUUAAAAAAUUAAUUAAAAACAAUAAAUCACCACCACCACCAAUAAUGAGUGAAUUAUUAUUAUAUAAAGAAAUUUUAUAUGAUAAUGGUGAAUUUGAAACAUUAUGGUAUGAAUCAUCUAGACAUAUAAAAUAUUGUCAAGUAGUAGAAGGAGAAGGUACAAGAUUAUCUAAACCAUUUAUAACAUUAAUGAAUAUUCAAUCAUUAUUUCAAAUAAGAAAUUGUUUUAAAAAAGGUGUCAUUUUACUUGAUUCAACUAUUAAUAAUUAUAAGGAUUUAAUUGAUAAUGUAACAAAUAUUUGUCAACAAAGAAAUAUUAUUAAUGAUGAUGAAGUUAUAAUGUUACAUUCUAUUUUUAAUGCACCAAAAUAUCAUUUUGUUAAUAAUAAAUUACGAUUUAUAGAGAAUGAUUCAAGAUAUAGUGGAAAUAAUGAAACAAAAUUUAUAGAUUCAAGUGAUGAUGAUAAUAAUGAUGAUGAUGAUGAAUAUAAUAGUCAAUCAAUUCAACAACAAUUAGAUGAAGUAAUACCAUUAAAAAAAGAAAAUGAGGAGGAUGAUAGAUUUAUGUUAAAAUUACAACCUAAUACAGAAUCUUCUAUUAUUAUGUGUGGAGUUGUUCAAAAACUUAAACAGCCAAUGUGUACAUUUAUACGAUUAGCUACAAAAACAUUAUUUUAUCCAGAAAUGCCAUCUCAUCCAGUACCAACAAGAUUUAUAUUUAUUUUACUUGUACCAAAUGAAAAUUAUACACAUGAAAUAUUAUAUUUAGGAAGAACAUUAAGUGCUCUCCUUGCUGAUGAUAUUUUUAAAAGUAUAAUAUAUAAUUGUUCAUGUAAUAUAACAAUUUGUGAAGCAAUAGAUAAAUUUAUGAGUCAAAUUAUUGCUAUAGCACCAAGACAAUUAAAUAUUCAUAAUACUAGACUUGAUCCUAUUGAUGAUAUAUGUAUUGAAAAUAGAAAUAUUACCAAUAGAUAUAUUGAUUAUGAUGGUAUUGAAAUUCUUGAAAAUAAUAAAAAUUAUACAAAUAGAACAGGUAAUUCCUUUGAUUAUGAACUUGCCAGAACCGGAAAAGUAUUUGGUGGUCUUAUAAAUGAUAUUAAAAAAAAGUCAUCUACAUAUUUUUCCGAUUUUAGUGAUUUCUUUAAAGGACGUCCUGGACAAUCAUUAGCCUCAAUAUUUUUUCUUUUUUUUGCCAGUCUCACAUCAGCCUUAACAUUUGGUGCUGUAAUGGAAAUUGCAUUAAAUAGAGAAAUGGCUGCAAUUGAAAAUAUAUUAGCUAGUGUAAUAUGUGGUGUCUUUUUUGGAUUAUUUUCAGGACAACCAUUAAAUAUAUUAACUGCAACAGGACCAACAUUGGCAUUUGAGACAAUAAUUUUUUCAUUUUGUAAAGCUAAUAAUUGGGAUUUUUUACCAUUCCGUUUUUGGGUUGGUCUAUCAAUAGCUAUAUAUUUAACAAUAUUUAUAGCAUUUGAUUUAUGUUCAUUAGUUUCAUUGAUAACUCGUUACACAGAAGAAGCUUUCACUGUUUUAAUAGCAAUAGUUUUUAUACUUCAAGCAUUAAAAGAAUUAAUUGAAAUUGGUCAUAGUUAUCCAAUACAAAAAAAUAUUCAUGAAAUUUUUGAAUCACCAUGUUUAUGUAACUUAACAGGAACUGUUUUAAAUAAUAAAUUAAGAAAAGUAAAAAAUUUUGAUCCUUCAAGUUGUUUAGCAAUUGGUGGAACACCUCAUGGAUUAAUGUGUGAUUAUAAACCUGAUAUAUUUUUAUUUUCAAUUAUUUUAACUUCUAUUACUGUAAUUAUAGCAUAUCUAUUAACAGCUUUUAGACAUUCCAACUUUUUUUCUUCCAAAAUAAGGCAAUCAUUGGCAGAUUUUAAUAUUGUUAUAGCUAUAGCGGUAACAACAAUACUUGCUAUUAUUGUUGGCUUGGAUGUUCCAACAUUAAAAAUUCCAGUUACAUUUAAACCUACAAAAGAUAGAUCAUGGAUUAUAAAUCCUUUAAUUUUUGAUUCAUAUCAUGCUUAUUUGUAUGCAGCAUUCCUUGGUAUAUGUUAUUCAAUUUUAAUAAUGUUAGAUCAACAAAUUACAAGUGCAAUUAUAAAUAAAAAAGAUCAUUUAUUACGUAAAGGACAUGGUUAUCAUCUUGAUUUAAUUAUUGUUGUUAUUCUUAUUAUUAUUUGUGCUACUUUUGGAUUACCAUUUUAUGUUGCUAAUACAGUUAUUAGUUUAAUGCAUGUAGAAUCAUUAAAAAUAUACUCUGAAUGUAAUGCUCCUGGUGAGAAACCUCAAUUACUUGGAAUAAAAGAACAAAGGUUGACAGCAAUUAUAGCACAUAUUAUAAUUGGUUUUUCAGUAUCAUUAACUGCUAUAAUUAAGUUUGUGCCCUUGCCUGUUUUAAUAGGAGUUUUUCUUUAUAUGGGUAUAAUUUCGUUGUCUUCUUUACAAUUUGUACAAAGACUGCGGCUUUUCUUUAUACCUAUAAAACAUCAACCUGAUUUACCAUGGCUGAGAAUUAUGCCUAUGUAUCGUGUACAUCUUUUCACUGUAACACAAAUAGUAUGUUUAACUGGCUUAUUUAUGGUUAAAUAUAAUAAAACAACCUCUAUGAUAUUUCCAUUAAUGAUUGUUUUAAUAAUUAUUAUAAGAUUAACAAUAUUAAAAAUUUUGUUUAAAGAAAGAGAAUUACUGAGUCUUGAUGGUAAACCUCCAACAUUAAAAGAAAUAUUGAAACCAAAAACAAUUAUUGAAAUUAUUGAAGAAAAAAUGAAUUAUGGGAUGAUGAGGAGAGUUGAGAGAAAAGAUUCCCUGGCAAUGUCUAAUAAAUUUAAUCAAAUAUCUAAUUCAAAUUUGAGUGAAAAAAAAAUUAAUUCACAUUUAUAUACAAUGGAUCCAUCUUCUAUAUCAGAGAAAAAUAUUUAUGAAUUAAGCAAUACUACUAGUGAUGAUGUUAUUCAAAAUGCAAAUUCAUUAAAUAAUAUAUCAAAAUCUCACUUCUUAGGUCAAUCAAAUGCAUAA
Molecule: messenger RNA, 3207 nt
Organism: Strongyloides ratti
Lineage: Eukaryota; Metazoa; Nematoda; Chromadorea; Rhabditida; Strongyloididae
Product: Na[+]-driven anion exchanger 1
Exons: 7
Coding region: 1-3207 (1068 amino acids)
Biological process (GO): bicarbonate transport; monoatomic anion transport; transmembrane transport
Cellular component (GO): plasma membrane
Molecular function (GO): sodium:bicarbonate symporter activity; monoatomic anion transmembrane transporter activity; solute:inorganic anion antiporter activity
Source: RefSeq, a predicted model, not a curated record